UUUUUCGCCUUUUUUUCUAAAUCAAAUGUAGAUAUUACCGAGCACAAUUAGAGAGAGAAAGGAAGUUAAGAAGAGCGAGGAUAUCCGAUUUCGAGCUUUUACAGAAACAGAAACAAAUUUCCAAAUCCCAAACUGGGCCAAUACACAAAACCACCUAACGUGCCACUUUAAUACAAGCUUAAACAUUUUUUUAUUUUAACACGCAUUUCCCUUCGAACCUUGAAACACAAGCAUAAACCAUAGUCAUUUCUCAGUCUCAAAUCAAAUCUUAAGUGAGAGAGGGCGAGGAGGAGGAAUAAAUGGCUAUGGCGAGGGCAAGUUCUGGCCUCGCAUACCCGGAGAGAUUCUAUGCGGCCGCCGCAUACGCUGGAUUUGAUGGAUCUCCAAAUUCCACCAAUAUUGUCUCCUCUAAGUUCCAAAACGACACCGCUUUGCUCCUUUACGCCUUGUACCAGCAGGCUACUGCAGGACCAUGUAAUACACCAAAACCAAGCACUUGGAAUGCUGUAGAACAAAGCAAAUGGAAGAGCUGGCAUGGGCUUGCCAAUAUGGCUUCCACUGAAGCAAUGCGUCUGUUUGUGAAGAUAUUGGAGGAAGAAGAUCCGGGUUGGUAUUCUAGAGCAUCUAACUUUGUUUCAGAGCCUGUUGUAGACGUGCAAAUGAAUCAUAACUCAAAAGUUGAGGCUGUUGUCGAGAAUGGAAACUCUUUUCCAGAGACAAAGACCACUUCCAGUGAGAAUGGGACUGUCAUAGAAACUCAGGAUAAAGAUGUUGUCUCAGAAGGCCUUGGUUCAGUUGUUGUGUACGAUCAAUGGAUUGCCCCCCCAAUAUCUGGCCAACGCCCAAAAGCCCGAUAUGAGCAUGAUGCGGCUAUUAUUCAAGACAAGAUGUAUAUAUAUGGGGGGAACCACAAUGGCCGUUAUCUAAAUGAUCUUCAUGUACUGGAUUUGAGAAGCUGGGCUUGGUCUAAGGUUGAUGCUAAGAUUGAGGAAGAGUCGGAUGGAUCGAAAACCCCUGCUACUAUAACUCCUUGUGCUGGCCAUUCCUUGAUACCUUGGGAGAAUAAGCUUCUAACAAUUGCUGGACACACCAAGGAUCCUUCUGAAUCCAUCCAGGUGAAGGUGUUUGAUCCACAAACUCGUUGUUGGUCAACGUUAAAGACAUAUGGGAAAGCUCCGGUCUCACGUGGUGGUCAAUCUGUCAGUCUUGUUGGGACAAGCUUAGUGAUUUUUGGUGGUCAAGAUGCGAAGCGAUCUCUUUUGAAUGAUUUACAUAUUCUUGACCUAGAAACCAUGACUUGGGAUGAAAUUGAUGCUAUUGGCGUGCCUCCUUCUCCAAGGUCUGAUCAUGCUGCAGCAGUUCACGCAGAACGCUACCUGCUUAUUUUUGGUGGUGGUUCACAUGCUACUUGUUUCAAUGAUCUGCACGUGCUUGAUUUACAAGCUAUGGAAUGGACACGACCCACACAACAGGGGGAAAUACCAAGUCCACGGGCUGGACAUGCAGGUGUGACAGUUGGAGAGAAUUGGUUUAUUGUUGGUGGUGGUGACAACAAGAGUGGGGUCUCUGAAACUGUUGUCCUGAACAUGUCUACGCUCGUUUGGUCUAUCGUGACUUCUGUUGAAGGGCGUGUUCCUCUUGCCAGUGAGGGCUUGAGUUUGGUCGUGAGCUCCUACAGUGGUGAAGAUAUUCUUGUAUCAUUUGGGGGAUACAAUGGACGUUACAGCAAUGAUGUCAAUGUUCUUAAACCAAGCCACAAGUCUACCUUGCAAUCAAAGAUUGUGGAGACUCCAGUGCCCGACAGUGUUUCUGCUGUACCUAAUACUACAAACCCUACCAGAGAUUUGGAAUCUGAGUCGGGCCAAGAAAGCAAAAUAAGGGAAAUUGUUAUGGAUAAUGCUGAUCCAGAGCCCAUGAAAACUAAAGAAGAAGUGUCUAGUGAACAUAUUUUAGCAACCUUAAAGGCAGAGAAAGAAGAACUGGAGUCAUCUCUUAGCAAGGAGAAAUUGCAAACUCAUCAAUUAAAGCAAGAAUUGACUGAAGCAGAGACCCGUAAUACUGAUCUCUACAAGGAGCUCCAAUCUGUGCGUGGUCAACUUGCUGCUGAGCAGUCUAGAUGUUUCAAACUAGAGGUUGAUGUGGCAGAACUAAGACAAAAGCUUCAAACGAUGGAGGCACUACAAAAAGAACUAGAGCUCCUUCAGCGCCAGAAGGCUGCUUCUGAACAAGCUGCAUUAAAUGCAAAACAGAGGGAGGGCUCUGGUGGUGUGUGGGGUUGGCUAGCAGGAACUCCUGGUAGCCAAAGAAAGGAUGAAGACUGAAUUUUGUCAAAGCCUUGUUAAGUAGUGAUUGUUAGAUUGGUUUUCAUUGAUCAAUUUUUCUAUCAAAUAUUUUUUUGUUUUACUUAUCCCAGUUCUUUCUUUGAUGGGAAUAAAAAUAUCAAGUUUUUGUUGGCCAGAUUGAAACCCCACUAGGUUUUUGCAGGAAUAUAUGUACUGUAAUUGUAAGUUAUGUAGUUCUAUGUGGUCAUUGCCGCUAUAUUUUUCUCUCUCAAUUUUCACAAAAUUUGUAUUUGAAUUGAAUAUAUAGCUUGAAUGAAGUAUAGGUUUUCAUUAUUUUCCAAUCAAA
Jatropha curcas is the source of this 2628-nucleotide messenger RNA. RefSeq names its product acyl-CoA-binding domain-containing protein 4. Gene Ontology annotation, biological process: lipid transport. Lineage: Eukaryota; Viridiplantae; Streptophyta; Magnoliopsida; Malpighiales; Euphorbiaceae. Gene Ontology annotation, cellular component: cytosol. The record is from RefSeq and is a predicted model, not a curated record. Gene Ontology annotation, molecular function: fatty-acyl-CoA binding; protein binding.